CAGUCUGUUUCGGCGGUUUAGCAGAAGUUCCUGGGCUUGCACUGGAUGUGACCGGGUCCGGGCUCAGAUUGACGCGAGUUGCUCUCGAGUGAACAUAGGGUGGGGGGUUUUCGAUUCAGGAACGAUUUCGGGGAAUUCGCCUGGGCCUGGGAUACGAUUGUGAUACAGCUGAACGACAAACAGAAGCUCACCAGACUUACCUCGAACGGAGGGAUCCUUUCGAAAUCGUCUUGGCGGGAACCUUGGUGUGCCCCCGCGAGCUAGGCCUGUAUGAGUGAUACUAAGUGUGUGGUGUUUUUUUUUUUGAUUAUGUGUUACCUGCCAUGAAAGAUGAUGGGUGGUUUCAGUUGUAAAGACCAAAAGAUAAGAUAAGCAGGAAUGGUAUUCACACUCUGAAUGGGUUGAUUUCCCCGGGUGUUUGAUGGGCUCGGAAAUAUGUAUUCUCUUUCCUAUAAUUUUUCCCCAUCAAUUCCGUUCAAUAUGGGCUGUAUUGGUGAGGAUCGGUAGCCAGCCGCGAAUGGCUCCCUUAGUCGCAGUGAGAUGUUCCUCGUGAUUCGGUCAACGUGCUGCCGUACUUUGUGUCCAUCGAGAAAUCAUUCACGCCGGUAGAAUCUGUGCGCGGAUCACAGAAGUUAGUUCCAUAGUGCUGUGCCAUAUAGGCUUACCUCGGCCGUGUGAAACGUUCAGUGAAUCCAUCUCCAGGAAAAAAAAACCAACCAGCUUCUGGUUCCGAAGAAAAUGAAAAUGCCUGUAAGUGCCAUAACAACAGCAGCAGUUAGUGCUCCUUCCGACACCAAUAACAACCGGAUUCCUUCCUCGGUUUGCUGUUCACCGAAUACAAGCAGCAGUGCCAAUUCGUCUAGUUCCGCCAGUAAUCCAGGAAUUGUUCACCCAACAACAACAACAACAACCGUCGGAGGAAGUUUAGGAAAGAUGGAAUCGAGAGACUCGAAGGAGAACACGCCUGGUCAAGAGACGGAAUCACCUGAACAACAGCAACAGCUCCACCAUCCUUCUCCAGCUCAAACUCCCCAUCAGCAGAAACAUACACCGCUGCAGGAGAUUGAAGUGCAUGAGAUAGUUGUUCCUACCGAUAUGACCAACAGUGAGGCUCAAUCUGCCGCUUUGCCAACGGCUGUGAUCAUCAAUCAACACAAGCAUCGAAUGAUAACUACCAGUGGAGAGAUUGCCGAAACACAUGACGGACAUCCACCACCGGAUUCAAUGGAGUAUGAAGCUGUGGAGUAUCACACGCAUACUGUCACAACUGCUACUGGUCACACCUAUGCAUACGAAUCACAAUCAGUUCCAGUAAGUCAGCACGGAGCUAGUUCUGCUUCACCUAUUCCUCAAUUUGUAAAACGAGAGUCAAGUCUGGAGAAAGAGAGAUUGAUUACCGUUGAAGGACAGCCUGUGCAGCUACAGGUUCCAACGCAAACAAUCUACGUGGAUUACAAAAAUGCAGCUGACGUUGAUGAGCCCAUACGGUACGAAAAUCCUCAACUGGUGCGAUACGAGGAUCUCAAGUAUCAUCCGAGAUUCGUGCAUUAUCAACCACCUCAGGCAAACUUACCCCUGCAUCCUGCUCAUCAUCCCCAUCAACAUGCUCACAUCCAAACGACUCACCUUCAACAACCUUCACAACAUGAGGUGGACUCUUCAGUCAAAUCCGAACACCUAGAACACCAACAUCAACAGCACCAAGCUCAGCAUGCUCAAUCGCAAGUGCAUCACCAUCAAACUGCUGUGCAGACGCAACCUCAACAAUCCCAGCACCAGCAGACCGUCCAGAUCUACGAUGCUCGGGACAUUGGCCAACCGGGUGAAGUUCAACAGGUUCCGGAGAACACUGUUGGCGAGGUCAAAUCCCACUACACCAAUCUGGAAACGGUGCAUCCAAUAUCGUCGGCCCAGAACUACUACAUCACACCGGAAAGCUACACCAACACCGGAAACUAUCCGUACAUCCCGUCCAAAGAAACCGUCUACUAUCACUCGGCUAGCCCUAAUACCGUUUUGUACAAAAGCAACGAUCCUACCUUGACAUCUUCGACGAUAUUCAGCAGCAAACCACUUUCGAAUCCCACUCAUUAUGCCUACGAAAACCCUCAUGCGCACAACAGUGGAUCUCCCGGAGCCCAGCCGAUCUAUCCCUACUGUUACGGAAAUCUGGAUUACAACAUCACCCACUCGAACUUCGAAACCGUUCAAAUCGCAUCGGGGCCGGCGGAUUACACCACCGGAAAUGGACAGGCCUGGGCCGAUCUCGGUGGAUCAUACGAUGCACCCAUUCUUCCACCGCCUGAACAGCGCGAAUGUGUCAACUGUGGCAGCUCGGAUACACCGCUCUGGAGGCGAGACAACGUGGGCCACACACUCUGCAACGCCUGUGCGCUCUUCAACCGGCAGAACCCGGGCUCCAAUCGACCCCCGAAUCGUAGCCAGAAAUCCAAACAACCACCUAAACAGCCGGUCCCCGGAAAUAGAAGAACGGGAGUGAGUUGUGCCAAUUGUCAGACGGUAACGACGACGCUGUGGCGAAGGAAUAAUCGUGGGGAGCCGGUUUGCAACGCUUGCGGACUUUAUCAUAAGUUGCACAACGUGGAUCGGCCGCUGACGAUGAAGAAGGAUGGGAUCCAGACGAGGAAGCGGAAACCAAAAUCAAACCAGGUGAUGCCAUCCUUGAACGGAAUCGGUAGCGACAAACUUCUUCCCUCGAUGAUCAGCUCCCAGCUGCACGCCCAGGUUGGUCCCCCCGGAGGUGCCGGUGGAUCGCCCGGGGGCCAGAAGCAACUGCUGAUUGCAACCCACGGCCAUUCGCUAUCGGUUCAGCACUCGAUGGAGCAUCUUCAUGGUUCGAUUCCAACGUCCGCGUCCUCAGUCGCCAGCAGCAGCCUCCAUCAGGACCAGCAACAGCAAAGAUACGUCGAUAGUACCACGGUCGGUGGGGGUGGAUCCGGCGGCGGAAGUAGCAUGUCCCCACAUUUGCCUAGCAACAACAGCCUGUCACGUCACAUUUCCACCAGUGUCCCAACCAUCGAUUCCAGCAGAAAUGGAGAAAUUACCAGUGUAAUAACCAGUACGGCAGUCGCCGAGCGUGCCAGUAAUUAGAUAAUUUACCAGUAGAAUUAUUUGUUUUGAAAAUUAGUCAGUAAGCAUGAUUGUAAGUAGCCAUAUUUCCCCAGUACCAAAUAUUUAGCCAGUAAGAUCGGGUGUCCAAAGUCUGGUUUAGGUGUAACGAGAUAGGAAUGUCGUUUUAAUGAGUAGAAUAAUUAUAAAAGAAAGUAGGACGUAAACAAAG
This is a messenger RNA of Uranotaenia lowii, 3301 nucleotides long. Its product is annotated as GATA-binding factor 2-like. The record is from RefSeq and is a predicted model, not a curated record. Bases 739 to 3111 code for a protein of 790 amino acids. Gene Ontology annotation, molecular function: RNA polymerase II cis-regulatory region sequence-specific DNA binding; DNA-binding transcription factor activity, RNA polymerase II-specific; zinc ion binding. Gene Ontology annotation, biological process: positive regulation of transcription by RNA polymerase II; cell fate commitment; negative regulation of transcription by RNA polymerase II. The transcript is spliced from 6 exons. NCBI's taxonomy places the organism in Eukaryota, Metazoa, Arthropoda, Insecta, Diptera, Culicidae.